AUGUCUACCUGGGCCGAUAAACUAAAGAAAAAUAUUGCUCUCCCUCAAGAUCCAGCAUGCAAGCCCGAUCACGAGCCCACGAUGAUUUCACCUGGGGAGGAGACGAAGAGAACCCCUGUUGAGGCCCCUGCCGAGCCCGUCGUAGCCGAUCCUUCGCCCGUGGCGACGUCGAUGGACGCCGCCGCGCGGGAGCUGCAGCCAAAGCUGUCGUUCGUCGAUCUCGGCCCCGUCGCCCUCCCGGUAGAGCUCGCGAGUUUCAUCUCGGAGGAGUUCACCUUUGGCGAGAUGCCCGUGAGGCCGCCCUCGGAGGAAAUCGCGGCGCCUCCCGAGCCCACCGUCGAGCCUCAGGGGCCUUCCAAACCUGACGAUGCCGCCACCACCCCUUCCGUUCCUUCUCACCCUCCUGCGAAUGAAACAAUUCGACGACCCCCGUCGCGACGUCAACCUCAACGAGGACGUUAUACAAACCCCAAUGCGAACCCCUAUGGUAGGGGUCGAUACGCGUCGCAGAGGAACCCCUAUUAUAUCAAUAAUGGGUUUGGCGAGGCGUUGAUUCAAUACAACCUACGCCAUCAGAGCUCACCACAUCCCCCUCAUCAUUACGAUCCGGAUCAUUCUCUCGGUGGGGUGGAUCCUUCACGGACGCCGCCGAUGUAUCAUCCGAAUGACGUCGGUUCGUUACCGCAUCCGCAUUUACUCGACAGCAACGCGGUUGCGUACCGCCCGUCGUAUAUGUUCCAUUCCGGACUUUAUUAUAGUGGUCAGUUGCAGCCAUGGCCUCCUUAUUAUCCACCCCCCACAGUGGAGUAG
Phytomonas sp. EM1 is the source of this 810-nucleotide messenger RNA. Lineage: Eukaryota; Euglenozoa; Kinetoplastea; Trypanosomatida; Trypanosomatidae. The record is from the annotation of a GenBank genome assembly.